This is a messenger RNA of Sesamum indicum (sesame), 1344 nucleotides long. Its product is annotated as putative late blight resistance protein homolog R1B-16. Gene Ontology annotation, molecular function: ADP binding. Gene Ontology annotation, biological process: defense response to other organism. Lineage: Eukaryota; Viridiplantae; Streptophyta; Magnoliopsida; Lamiales; Pedaliaceae. The record is from RefSeq and is a predicted model, not a curated record.
AUGGCUUCUCUUGCACAAAAUAUCUUGUUUGCCUGUUUCAACAGAAUCCAAUUCCAUUUCCCCAUCCGCAUAUGGGUUUAUGUCUCUCAAGAGUUCACAAGAAAAGACAUCUUUCUUACCAUUCUGAGAAGUCUUACUGGGCUCAAUGAGGACAUGUAUCGCAAAAGUGAUCAAGAGUUAGCACGACUAGUUGCGUUUUAUUUAGAGAAUCGGAAGUUCUUGAUUGUCAUGGAUGAUGUUUGGACACCUAUGAAUUGGGAAAAACUCCAGAUUGCUCCCCCAAAGAGCAAUAUUACUGUGGGUAAAUUCUUAAUUACCACUCCUCAUCUUGAAGUGGCUCAGUAUGUUAACCAAAAUAGGCCACCCCACAAUUUGCGUUUCUUGACUCAAGAGGAGAGUUGGUUGUUGCUGUGUUUGGAGGUUUUCGGUAAGCGAAUGUGCCCUCCUGAGUUGGAAGAUCUAGAAAAACUAAUUGCAAAUCAGUGUGACGGGUUACCCUUGGCAGUUGUGGUUAUAGGAGACAUUCUUGUCAACAAAAAUUCAGAUUUAGAUGACAUGAGUUCAAGAAAGAAAACAUGGGCAGAAGUAUCUAAAAGUGUGAGUAAAUAUCUUAGUGGGGACCCGGAAAGACGUAUGGAGAAAACUAUAGCAUUGAGUUAUGAUGACUUGCCUCGUCACCUCAAAGCAUGCUUUCUCUAUUUGGGGAUGUUCCCGAAAGACUUUGAGAUCCCUGCUUGGAAAUUAAUCUGCAUGUGGAUUGCAGAAGGAUUCAUACAAGAAAAGUUUGGUAUUAACUUGGAAGAAACUACAUACAACUACUUGGAGGAUCUUAUUAAUAGGAAUUUAGUAAGAGUUGAGAAAAGGAGACCCGAUAGUAGAGUUAAAACAUGUCGCAUUCAUGUGAUGCUACGUGACUUUUGCAUAAAAGAAGCUGGGAACGAAAGGGAAAAUUUUCUCCAAGAAAUGGAAAGGUCUAUCUAUGGAUUUGAACCUUCAAUUUCUGAAUUACAAAAGUUUCGUCGUCUUUGUAUUCAUUCCAGCAUCCUAAACUUUAUCUCUUUCAAGCCUUAUGGUCCUCGUGCCCUGCCAACGGAAAACGCUUCAGCCAUUCCUGCAGCUUUCAAAUUGCUCAGAGUCCUAGAAGUCAAUCCCAUCAAAUUUACAAGAAUCCCUGCUGACAUGUACCAGUUGGUUCAGUUGAGGUAUCUCUCUCUGUCCAUCAAUUUAGCAAUCCUUCCUGAGGCUUUCUCAAAGCUUUGGAACAUACAAACUCUUAUCACAUUUAAUUCCCAACAUUUGAAGACUCCAUCAAAUCAAGAUAAGAUAAAACAAUAUGAAAUUUAA